Messenger RNA from Penicillium soppii, 192 nucleotides. RefSeq lists its product as uncharacterized. The record is from RefSeq and is a predicted model, not a curated record. Lineage: Eukaryota; Fungi; Ascomycota; Eurotiomycetes; Eurotiales; Aspergillaceae. The coding region runs from base 1 to 192 and encodes 63 amino acids. The transcript has a single exon.
AUGAACCCCCGGAUAUCUCCUCCGCGCCAGAAUCCACGCGAGGAGCCUGGAGGAGCUUGGUUGAGCCAGGAUGUGAAGGUCCCGGACCAAUCGGAAACAAUGAUUCUCUAUCUCUACUACCAAUUUGGUGCGGAAUCGGCACUUUGCUCGACGAUGUCGAGUCUUUUUGCUGCCCAAAUAAAAGGCUUAUAA